AUGGGUAAAAAGAAAACAAAUAAAUUAGUUGUAAAUCUCUCAGAUGAUGAAGAAAAUGAAAUUAAAAAUGAAGAAAAUAUAAAAAAAGAUGAUGAAAAAUCAGAAGAAAAUAAUGAUAAUAAUGAUAAUAAUAGUGAUAAUAGUGAUGAUGACGAUGAUGAUGAUGGUGAUAAUACUGAAAAAGUUGAAACUAAAGGUAAAAUGGUACAAAGACAUAAAAUGGAAAUAAAGAAAUUACAACAACAAAUUGAUAAAUUAAAUCAUGCAAUCCCAAAAAAAGAUAAAAAAGCCAAAUCUGACCUUUUAGAGAAAACUAAAAAGAUGGAAGAUGAUUUAAAGAAAAAGCAUCAACAAGAAUUGGAACAAUGUGAAAAACUAAAUAAAACUACACAAUCAAUUGAAGAAUUAAAUCUUGAACAACAACAAUUACAACAAAAACAACCAUCAAAAGCAUACCUUAAAAAAGCACAAAAAUUAAAACAAGAAGAAGAAAGAAUGAAACAAUUAGAAGAAGAUAGAAAAAAUCAUGUUUCAAAAGGUGUAAUUGAAAUGAAUGAUUUCUUAGCAAAACUUAAACCAUUAAAUAAAACUGUUAAAUUUAUUCCACCAGAUGGUGAUUGUUUAUAUCAAGCAAUUACAAACCAAUUAUUAAUUAAUAAAGAUAUUAAUGAAGAAGAGAGUAAAAGUUAUGCAAAGAAAUUAAGAACAAUAGCAUCAGAUUAUAUAAAGAAUAAUAGAGAUGAAUUUUUACCAUUCAUUAUAUCAGAAGAUGAAUAUUCCACUGCUGAAGAUCCAAUUCAAGAGUAUUGUCAAGAACAAGUUUUAACCAUUGGUAAAUGGGGUGGUCAUAUUGAAUUAAAAGCAUUAUCACAAUCUUUGAAAAAAGUUAUCACUAUCUUUAAUGCCUAUUCAAAUGAUAUCAUAAUUGGUGAAGAAUUUACAAAUCCAAUUUAUUUAACUUAUCAUAGACAUGCUUUCACUUUAGGUGAACAUUAUAAUAGUGCUAUACCAAUUUCAAAUUAA
Molecule: messenger RNA, 1023 nt
Organism: Dictyostelium discoideum AX4
Lineage: Eukaryota; Evosea; Eumycetozoa; Dictyosteliales; Dictyosteliaceae
Product: OTU domain containin protein
Exons: 2
Coding region: 1-1023 (340 amino acids)
Source: RefSeq, a predicted model, not a curated record